This is a messenger RNA of Meriones unguiculatus (Mongolian gerbil), 4319 nucleotides long. RefSeq names its product glutamate metabotropic receptor 7 (gene Grm7). Gene Ontology annotation, molecular function: group III metabotropic glutamate receptor activity. The record is from RefSeq and is a predicted model, not a curated record. Gene Ontology annotation, biological process: regulation of synaptic transmission, glutamatergic; G protein-coupled glutamate receptor signaling pathway. NCBI's taxonomy places the organism in Eukaryota, Metazoa, Chordata, Mammalia, Rodentia, Muridae. The transcript has 10 exons. Gene Ontology annotation, cellular component: membrane. Bases 405 to 3152 code for a protein of 915 amino acids.
AGGGUGGGGAGAGAUGGAUAGCAAGCAAGGGAGGGAGAGAGGGAGUGGGAGGAGGAGGAGGAGGAGGAGAGGGAGCCCAACGACCAUUUAAAGCGAUAGCAAUCCCUGCCCUCUCCCCAGUGCUUGGCUGUUGGAGAGCGCGAGCCGCAAGCCAGGGAGCGGGGAGCGCAAGCUGGUGCGCGGGCUAGUGGAGCCACAGCGCCAGGUGCCAUAGGCUGGCUGACGCCCUGGGACCACCCCUACCCUCUCCCGCUGCACCUCCUCAGGCUCCUCCACCCUCUGUGCCUACAGAAGUCCCCCGGGCUUCCCCAAAAGGAGCUCACCACGAGAAGCCCGGAAUUGGGAUUGCCCAUCAGCAUCCGCUCCAGCGCCGCCGCCGCCGCCGCAGCAGCAUCCGGAGCGGCAUGGUCCAGCUGGAGAAGCUGCUCCGCGUCCUGACUUUGAUGAAGUUCCCCUGCUGCGUGCUGGAGGUGCUCCUGUGCGUGCUGGCGGCGACGGCGCGCGGCCAGGAGAUGUACGCCCCGCACUCGAUCCGGAUAGAGGGGGACGUCACCCUUGGGGGGCUGUUCCCAGUGCACGCCAAGGGUCCCAGCGGAGUGCCCUGCGGCGACAUCAAGAGGGAGAAUGGGAUCCACAGGCUGGAAGCUAUGCUUUACGCCCUGGACCAGAUCAACAGCGAUCCCAACCUGCUGCCCAACGUAACGUUAGGCGCGCGGAUCCUGGACACUUGUUCCAGGGACACUUAUGCGCUCGAACAGUCUCUCACUUUCGUCCAGGCGCUCAUCCAGAAGGACACCUCCGACGUGCGUUGUACAAACGGCGAGCCCCCGGUUUUCGUCAAGCCUGAGAAAGUAGUUGGAGUGAUUGGGGCUUCGGGGAGCUCCGUCUCCAUCAUGGUAGCCAACAUCUUGAGGCUUUUCCAGAUCCCUCAGAUUAGUUAUGCAUCCACAGCUCCUGAGCUCAGUGAUGACCGGCGCUAUGACUUCUUCUCUCGCGUGGUCCCACCUGAUUCCUUCCAAGCCCAGGCUAUGGUAGACAUUGUAAAGGCCUUGGGCUGGAAUUAUGUGUCUACUCUCGCAUCCGAAGGAAGCUAUGGAGAGAAAGGUGUGGAGUCCUUCACACAGAUUUCCAAAGAGGCAGGUGGGCUCUGCAUUGCCCAGUCCGUGAGAAUCCCCCAAGAGCGCAAAGACAGGACCAUUGACUUUGAUAGAAUUAUCAAACAGCUCUUGGACACCCCCAACUCCAGGGCCGUCGUGAUUUUUGCCAACGAUGAGGAUAUAAAGCAGAUCCUUGCAGCGGCCAAAAGAGCUGACCAAGUAGGCCAUUUUCUCUGGGUCGGGUCAGACAGCUGGGGAUCCAAAAUCAACCCACUGCAUCAGCAUGAAGAUAUUGCAGAAGGAGCCAUCACCAUCCAGCCUAAGAGGGCAACCGUGGAAGGGUUUGAUGCUUACUUCACAUCCCGGACACUUGAAAACAACAGGAGAAAUGUAUGGUUUGCUGAAUACUGGGAAGAGAACUUCAACUGCAAGUUGACAAUUAGUGGCUCUAAAAAAGAAGACACAGAUCGCAAAUGCACAGGACAGGAGCGAAUUGGAAAAGACUCCAAUUAUGAGCAGGAGGGUAAAGUACAGUUUGUGAUCGAUGCUGUCUACGCUAUGGCACAUGCCCUUCAUCAUAUGAAUAAGGAUCUGUGUGCUGACUACAGGGGAGUGUGUCCCGAGAUGGAACAAGCAGGGGGCAAGAAGUUGUUAAAGUAUAUCCGCAACGUUAACUUCAAUGGUAGUGCUGGCACCCCAGUGAUGUUUAACAAAAAUGGGGAUGCCCCUGGGAGGUAUGACAUCUUCCAGUACCAGACAACAAACACCACCAACCCCGGUUACCGUCUCAUCGGACAGUGGACAGAUGAACUUCAGCUCAAUAUAGAGGACAUGCAGUGGGGCAAAGGCGUCCGGGAGAUCCCGUCCUCCGUGUGCACAUUGCCCUGCAAGCCUGGACAGAGGAAGAAGACACAGAAGGGGACACCUUGUUGCUGGACCUGUGAGCCUUGUGAUGGAUACCAGUAUCAGUUUGAUGAGAUGACAUGUCAGCAUUGUCCCUACGACCAGAGGCCCAAUGAGAACCGAACUGGCUGCCAGAACAUCCCCAUCAUCAAACUGGAGUGGCACUCCCCCUGGGCUGUCAUUCCUGUCUUCCUGGCAAUGUUGGGGAUCAUUGCCACCAUCUUUGUCAUGGCCACUUUCAUCCGCUACAAUGACACACCCAUCGUCAGGGCAUCUGGGCGGGAACUCAGCUAUGUUUUGUUGACAGGCAUAUUUCUCUGCUACAUCAUCACCUUCCUAAUGAUUGCCAAGCCAGACGUGGCAGUGUGUUCAUUCCGACGUGUCUUCUUGGGCUUGGGAAUGUGCAUUAGUUAUGCAGCCCUUCUAACAAAAACUAAUCGGAUUUAUCGCAUAUUCGAGCAGGGCAAGAAAUCGGUGACAGCUCCCAGACUCAUAAGCCCGACAUCACAACUAGCAAUCACCUCCAGUUUAAUAUCGGUGCAGCUUCUAGGUGUCUUCAUUUGGUUCGGGGUUGACCCACCCAACAUCAUCAUAGACUAUGAUGAGCAUAAGACAAUGAACCCAGAACAAGCCAGGGGAGUUCUCAAAUGUGACAUCACAGACCUUCAAAUCAUUUGCUCUCUGGGAUAUAGCAUUCUUCUCAUGGUCACAUGUACUGUGUAUGCCAUCAAGACUCGGGGUGUGCCUGAGAAUUUUAAUGAAGCCAAGCCCAUUGGAUUCACUAUGUAUACAACGUGUAUCGUAUGGCUUGCCUUCAUCCCGAUAUUUUUUGGUACUGCGCAGUCAGCAGAAAAGCUCUACAUACAAACCACCACGCUUACAAUCUCCAUGAACCUAAGUGCGUCAGUGGCGCUGGGAAUGCUAUACAUGCCGAAAGUGUACAUCAUCAUUUUCCACCCUGAACUCAAUGUCCAGAAACGGAAGCGAAGCUUCAAGGCCGUAGUCACAGCAGCUACCAUGUCAUCAAGGCUGUCACACAAACCCAGUGACAGGCCCAACGGUGAGGCAAAGACAGAACUCUGUGAAAAUGUAGACCCAAACAGCCCUGCUGCAAAAAAGAAGUAUGUCAGUUAUAAUAACCUGGUUAUCUAACCUGUUCCAUCCCAUGGAACCACGGAGGAGGAAGACCCUCAGUUAUUUUGGCACCCAACCUGGCAUAGGACAAUUUUGGUCCUGCCUGCUUCCUAUCUCUGGAGGAGCUUCUCCAGCUGGGAGACCAACGUUAGAGGAUCCACACAUCCUACCUAAACAGCUGCUUUCUGAGACACCUUUACUUUAUCUUGGCUUAACAAGUCAUUGGCAUCAGCACUGCCAUCUUGGCUGCAAUUCUGGACUCCCUAAGCAAAGGGAGAGUUGAGACUCAAGUCCCACCUGGCUCUUUUGGAUGAACUGCUGAGAGCCUCCAGACUGAUUUUGGGGGCUGACUUGUCUUUCUACGUAUGUACUUCCAGGAUGCAAGGUUUUGAAAUUUUCUGUACAGUUUGUGAGGACAUUUGCACUUUGCCACUCAAUGUUGUACCUCGGUUCACUAUUUGUUUUUGAAUGCCCUGUUUUCAUAGAACCUUUUCCUCUCAGAUGGUGGAAUCUUUGGGAAAAAAAAAAACAACUAAUUAAAAAAAUCUCGGCAGACAUAAGAGAACACAAACCCCCAUGCACAUCUGUAAACGUCUGUGUGGUUAUGAUUAUAGUACCACGGAAAAUCAUGUUAUUUUUUUUAAACACACAUGCACACACAAAAGAUAUUUAAAGACCAAAAACUGUGCUGAGAAGAUAUACCCCACCUAUCUUUGGUACACGGUAGGUGAUGUGAUGUGAAAGAAAAGCAUUGGCUAAGUGGAAUAGAGGUCUUGAUCUUUGGAAUGCAUGCCAGUAAUGUAUUUUACAGUACAUGUUAAUAAUUUAUGUUUAAUAUUUGUAUUUGUGUUCCCCUUUAUUAUUUUACUUAGGGUAAAUGAAUAUUUUGCAAUAAUUUUAAUGAUUAUUAAGCUAUUUGAAGGAAAGAAUAUGGAUUUUUCAUGUCUUGAGGUUUUGUUCAUGCCCCCUAUGACUGACCAAUGUGAUAAGGACUUUAAAAAGAAGCAUGUAUGUUUUUUACUGUUUGUAAUAAGUACUUUCGUUAAUAUUGCUGCUUAUGUGUCACUUUAGUGGAAAAAAAAUCUCUUGCUGAAGAAAAAUUCCCUUUCCAUUCUCUUCCAGUUCUGUGGUAUUGUCCAAGAAUGUAUCAAUAAAAUACUUUGGUUAACUUUUUUAUUUUCUGUA